This is a messenger RNA of Brienomyrus brachyistius, 1402 nucleotides long. RefSeq names its product uridylate-specific endoribonuclease C-like. The transcript is spliced from 8 exons. Gene Ontology annotation, molecular function: RNA endonuclease activity. The record is from RefSeq and is a predicted model, not a curated record. Lineage: Eukaryota; Metazoa; Chordata; Actinopteri; Osteoglossiformes; Mormyridae. The coding region runs from base 134 to 1057 and encodes 307 amino acids.
AAGCCCAUCGUCAUAGUAUGAGGUUUCUCCGCCGUUAUGAUUGGACACCGUUUAGGCGUGCCGCUGGAGCGUGAUAGCGGCCCUGCUCGCAGCGUUCGACACGCCAUUCGACUUGGAAGCUUGCAGCUGCGCAAUGGCUCGGGGAUGCACCAGUGGAGCGCCGCUGCUAUUAUUGCUUGUUAUUUUCCCACACCUUGAUGCCAGUCAAGCAGUGGACCAGGGACUUUCUGACAUUCUUAAUGAGUUGUGGAAGUUGGAUAAAAACCGGCUGAAAUCUGGAACGGACUAUACCAUUUCUCUGCAGGGGAGAGCCGGCUAUGUCAGUCAGGGCAGUAACGUGGCCAGGGAUUACGCCUCUGCCCCCUUGUUCUCCUACGUUAAUGAGGCGAAACUCAAGAAAAUCAAGACCUUCUCCUAUCUCAUGAAUCUUUUGGACAACUAUGAACCAUCCACUGGUGUGGCGGAGAAGGUCACUGCAGAGGAGAUCGCAGAGAACAAUCUCUUCCUGAAUGCCGUGUUAGAGACAGAUGUCAUGAAGCGAACUCACCGGUACCUGGUCAGCAAGGGUCACUCGCAGUCAGACCUGAGUCAGUUCCGGAACCAACUAUAUAACAUCUGGUUUCACCUGUACCACCGAGACAGGCGGGGAAGCGAGGACUCGUGCGGGUUCGAGCACGUCUUCGUCGGUGAGACUAAGUCCGGGACUGAGCUCAUGGGCCUACACAACUGGGUCCAGUUCUACUUGCUGGAGAAGCAGGGUCUUGUGGACUACAAGGGCUACAAAUCGAGAGACAGAGACACGCCAAACAAAGACGACCACAUCUUGAACAUACAGUUCAGCUGGAACGGCCUGGUCAAGCCGGUGGGCAGUGCCUUCGUCGGCGUCAGCCCCGAAUUCGAAGUAGCCGCCUUCACCAUUCUCUUCCUGGCCUCUACCGAGAAGACAACCAGAGCUGUGGUGAACAUGGACAAGUACCAGGUGGAGCUGGUGGUGAGCCGGCAUGGCCGCUACAUCGGGACCGCCUACCCCCACCUCCUGAGCACCCGGCGUCCGUAGAGACAGGUGCCUGCACGCUGUACCUGAUUGGAUGGCGUUUAGAAAGGUCGCCAAAGGGUUAACCUCCUACUUUCUUUUUUGUUUAUUAUGAAAUUUUUAUAGCAGUUCUUGUAAUCACAAGCUAGGAAAGCUGGGGGGGGGGUUAAUAUACCACUGUUUUUAUUAUAUAUGGAAACCGGAUUUUACUUAUGAACUUUUAUUUUUUCCAGAGUAGUUUUAAUCAAAUUUGGAAAAAAAACAUCUCUAUCUGGUAGUUUUAAUGUCUCUUUUUAAAUAUCUAUACUGUUACUAGUGCAUUGUACUAGUAUUAGCAGUGGUUUGCUUAAUAAAAGAUUUUUUACAGUA